AUGAAGACUAAGCUGUACAUCUACUACAAAUAUGGUAAAUCACUUUACCAACACAUCCGAAAAGCUGGCUACCUGCAGGAGGAUGAAGCACGCGCAUUAUUCAAGCAGAUCUUAAGUGCCAUGAACUACUGCCACAACCAGGGUAUAGUUCACAGGGACNUGAAACCGGACAAUAUCAUGGUUGAAAAAGAUGGGAAAGUGAAGAUCAUUGAUUUUGGACUCGGCACCCAAGUGAAGCCAGGGCAAAAACUCAACUUAUUNUGUGNNACUUACCCAUUUAGUGCUCCUGAGGUGCUCCUUAGCACACCCUAUGAUGGGCCCAAGAUCGAUGUAUGGACUCUUGGAGUUGUGCUGUAUUUCAUGGUAACUGGAAAGAUCCCGUUUGAUGCUUGGAGCAUACAAAAGCUGCUAAAGCGAAUUUUUGCAGGAAAGUAUUCUGUUCCCUCUAGACUGUCAGCAGAGCUGCGAGACCUGAUUAGACUUUUACUGAUGGCCAACCCCAAACUUAGGCCCACUGUUGCUGAGGUUAUGGUGCAUCCCUGGGUCACAGAAGGCUCAGGGGUGCUCCCAGACCCUUGUGAAGAACAGACCCCCCUCAACCCAGAUCCUGCGAUUGUAAAAGCAAUGAGACAUAUUGGGUUCCAAGCUCAAGACAUUGAAGAUUCAUUACGUCAGAGAAAAUUCAACCAAACCAUGGCGUCUUAUUGUCUACUGAAAAAACAGAUUCUUAAGGAAUGUGACAGGNCAACCCGGGCUCAGCCCGUGAACCCAUCCGUGACCCCAUUCCCUUCCCUUGUUGAUACUGCUACUUCCCAUCUCGGACUUCGGAGGAGAGGGACAGAACCCUCAUAUCCCUGGUUAUCCGCCAAUAGGCAAGGGUCUGUCUGUGGCAAGAGUACUACUAGUAAGAAAAGAUACAGAAGAGUCACUUGGCACGGUGUUCUUGGCAGGCCAUGCCACACAACACCCACAGUGGACAACACACACACCCGAACUAGGAGUGUACCCUGCAUUUACUCACUGUUUUGCACAAUCCAGCCCAACAGCAGCGAUGAGAGCACAGAAGGCCACACCAGAGCCUCAGCAGCGGAGAAGCCUGUCCGCAGCAGGGGCUGGCCCAGAGGCAUCAAGGGGUGGACGAGGAAGAUAGGAAAUGCGAUGAGGAAGCUCUGUUGCUGUAUCCCAUCCAAAAAGACAUCUCACCNGGGGCAGAACAGAGUCUCCCCAAAACAUAAGACACAGGAAGGGUGUCAGGAGAACAAGCAUCCGGCAAGGCCCAGGAGAUCACGAGAGGAUGCCGGAUGCUGUGAUUCUACAGUGAUAGUAUUGUAAAGGACCCAUGUAUAGACAGGGACCUGCAAAAGGGAAUCUUGUGGAAAGGCAUCAUGUUCCGGUUCAGCGUGCUUCACUCAGAGCCCCGAGUUCAGCCAGGGGGUAAGAAAGCAAAUGAUGAAAUCCCAGAUGGCCUCCGGGAUCACCAUUCAGAGC
Mus caroli (Ryukyu mouse) is the source of this 1488-nucleotide messenger RNA. NCBI's taxonomy places the organism in Eukaryota, Metazoa, Chordata, Mammalia, Rodentia, Muridae. The record is from RefSeq and is a predicted model, not a curated record.